Nycticebus coucang (slow loris) is the source of this 3471-nucleotide messenger RNA. It is a transcript of the gene DKK2, whose product is annotated as dickkopf WNT signaling pathway inhibitor 2. The transcript has 4 exons. Gene Ontology annotation, biological process: negative regulation of canonical Wnt signaling pathway; multicellular organism development. Gene Ontology annotation, molecular function: co-receptor binding; receptor antagonist activity. Gene Ontology annotation, cellular component: extracellular region. Lineage: Eukaryota; Metazoa; Chordata; Mammalia; Primates; Lorisidae. Bases 665 to 1444 code for a protein of 259 amino acids. The record is from RefSeq and is a predicted model, not a curated record.
AGGGCAUCGCUGCGUCGCUGGCAGCGGUUGGCUGUCCCGUGUGACGCUUUGGGGCAACUGUGAUUGCAAGCGUGGGGGACCUCAGCUCGCCUCAGAUCUCAGGAGUUCCAUCCAGAGGCAGCUUUUGGUCCCCCAUCCUAGCCCUGCUAACCUCGACAAGGAGCGGUUAGCGUCCUGCAAUUGUUGAGUCGUAUCGAAGAGGGUAGAAAAAGAAAGGUGAGAAAAGCAACCAAGUCCGAAGAGAAGACAUCGGUGCGAACUUCCCAACCCAUUAAGAGAAGGAUUGAACCGCGGAGAUCUCGGCGGGACUGCUCCAGUGCCCGGCUAGGAGGAACCGAAGCGGCGCGGUCCGCGGGGCUGGGUCUUCUUGCACCUUGGGUCACGCCUCCUUGGCGAGAAGGCUCCUCGCCUUUGAUUGCUUCCAGUUAUUGCAGAACUUCCUGCCCUGGUGGAGAAGCGGGUCUCACUUGGGUCGCUCAAGCUUUUGGCCUGAAGCAUAAGACUGAGUUCACUAGCUUCCGGGUCUCAGAACCAGGAAGGGUUGGGGGAACAGAGUCUGCGUGCCCACGCACCCAGAGUGUGGAGCCCUGUAUUGGGGUCCUCCCUCCCCUCGCAUUCGCACCCGGCAGUGCCUUGCGCCACCCCAGGGACUCCUCGCAGGGAGAUGGCCGCGUUGAUGCGGGGCAAGGAUUCGUCCCGCUGCCUACUCCUACUGGCCGCGGUGCUGAUGGUGGAGAGCUCACAGAUCGGCAGCGCGCGGGCCAAACUCAACUCCAUCAAGUCCUCUCUGGGCGGGGAAAUGCCUGCCCAGGCCGCCAAUCGAUCUGCGGGCGUAUACCAAGGACUGGCUUUCAGCGGCAGUAAGAAGGGAAAAAACCUGGGGCAGGCCUACCCUUGCAGUAGCGAUAAGGAGUGUGAAGUUGGGAGAUACUGCCACAGUCCCCACCAAGGGUCCUCAGCCUGCAUGGUGUGCCGGAGGAAAAAGAAGCGCUGCCACCGAGACGGCAUGUGCUGCCCCGGUACCCGCUGCAAUAACGGCAUCUGCAUCCCGGUCACUGAGAGCAUUUUAACUCCUCACAUCCCAGCUCUGGAUGGCACUCGGCACAGAGAUCGAAACCACGGUCACUACUCCAACCAGGACUUGGGAUGGCAGAAUCUGGGAAGACCACACACCAAGAUGGCACAUAUAAAAGGGCAUGAAGGAGACCCCUGCCUACGAUCAUCAGACUGCAUGGAAGGAUUUUGUUGUGCUCGUCACUUCUGGACCAAAAUCUGCAAACCAGUGCUUCAUCAGGGAGAAGUCUGUACUAAACAGCGCAAGAAGGGCUCUCACGGGCUGGAAAUUUUCCAGCGAUGUGACUGUGCAAAGGGCCUGUCUUGCAAAGUAUGGAAAGAUGCAACGUAUUCCUCCAAAGCCAGACUCCAUGUGUGUCAGAAAAUUUGAUCACCACUGAGGAAAAUCAUCAACAGCAGACUGUGAAUUUGUGUAUUUAAUGCAUUAUAGCAUGGUGGAAAAUGAGGCUUGGAAUGCAAAAGGAUGGUUAAUAUAAGAAAUGGGAUAGAAUGGAGAUCACAACAAGAGAGAAAGAAAAAGAGAACGGAGUAGAUUACAUGGGGUGACAAAGGCAACACAGCCACUGUGUUUCCAUUAUGCAACUUGUUUAUGUAAAUAAUGUACACAUUUGUGAAAACACAAUUAUUAAAAAUAAGCACACAGUGGAAAUGACUGAUGAGUACCACGGGACUUUCCAAGAGUUUAGGUUGUGCUAGAGGAAAAGUUUCCUUCAGAUUGGUGACUGCCUAUAAAAAUAACCUAAAGCCAUAUUUCUAUUCAAAGUUAUGGUUAAAAUGCUUCCUAUAUACUUGGGCAUACAAUAGGCACUAAAAUAAUUUGAUUUGUUAAAUAGGACAUAAAAACACAACACAAUUUGCAGUACAAAAUAAUCUUUAAAUUUGGAAUCUUAAUUCUAAUUAAAGGCUUUGGUAAAUAAGAAAAAAGUAGUCAAAGUCAUUUUUUUUUAAUAAUUUCAAAAUCAUGAAAGGUGUUUUAUCAAGGAUUUUGGAAAAGAAGAAAGAAAGAAACACAACCAAGACAACUUUGCUUUUCCAUGAACUGCUAUUGACAUUUUUCAAAAGUUUAAUUUUGCCUAUCAAUUAAUUAGAACUGGUAUAAGACAAAAAGAGUACCUUCAGAUUCUAAAUGAAUGACAAUGUAUUAAAGAUGCCCAGUAAGUGUUGGAAACAAAGCUAAUGAAGAGAUUGCCAUUUUUUUUUAAACUUUGCCAUGGCCUAUGUUUUCAUAAAAUUAGACUGGUAAAUAUAAUUAGUUUUACAUACUCAGCAGUAAAGAGACUUGAGCUAUAAUGUUCUACAUUGAAGCACAGCAGGAAAAUGGGGAAAACUUUGUCAAUUAACCAGGUUUUGCAACACAAAGACCAUAUGUCUGAAGCAUGGGCUGACUUUUCAUCUUUGAAACCAGAGGCUUUACAACACAAACGAAAGAUCUCCAUGGGAUUUUUUAUCAUAAUAUUUACCACACAGAUGAAUUCAGUAUGAGGUCACUUGGCCUUACCAUCCUCAAAAUAUUUAUUUUAUACUUUUGAGGUCCUAAAAUAAUUUUAGUGUACAGAGUUCUCAUGAAAUGGACACUCCAGGUAGACAGCGUAGGGAGGUUCCAUUGAUUCCAGAAGCUCCUGACUAACAAUGGCACCAUAUGAGCUUUUUAUCCCAAACUCUUUCUGCAACAGCUGUUUUAUUGCCAAAGACAUAGUUUCUGUUUUCUUCAGACAUUGAGGUUAAGAAAUAUAAAUAGAAUAACUUGUAAAACCUACAUAUCGCUAAUCUUUAGAAACCACAGUUCCUAAAUUCUUUGAAACCAAUUUACUGCUUUUUUACUUAUCUUAGUUCUAAAUAUCAUGUCGAGAGCAUUGAAGAAAAAAAAAAACUUUACCUUAUAGUUGUUACUUUAAACUUUUAGAGAUCACAAGUCACCCCUUAAUUUUCUUUUAAACUCCAUCUGCAGUCUCCAAUUUAAGUUCUCCCAGUAGUAACUGAAUUUGAGUCUGUAACUGUAUUAAAGAAUUUUAGCUUCCCACACACAUUUACUAGGAUGAUUAAGAUUUAUGUUUCCUGCAAAAACAAAAAUUAUAAGCUAAAUUAUCCAAGAGCUAAAGUUUGUAUAAACAGGUUGCUGUAAGCUUGGUGACAUGAAAACGGAACAUUUCAGUCAAACAUUUCCUAUGUAGCAGUUACAUUUAAAAUCCAAUUUCUACAUCAUUUCCCUUAUGUUUGCCCUUUCAAAAGUUAUUAUUCAAAGUAAUUUAUUUACAGGAAAUGUUAAUGAGAUGUAUUUUCAUAUAGAGAUAUUUCUUACAGAAAGCUUUGUAGCAGAAUAUAUUUGCAGCUAUUGACUUUGUAAUUUAGGGAAAAUGUAUAAUAAGAUAAAAUAUAUUAAAUUUUUGUCUUUCAAAA